This is a messenger RNA of Suillus paluster, 2310 nucleotides long. RefSeq names its product HAD-like domain-containing protein. The transcript is spliced from 5 exons. The record is from RefSeq and is a predicted model, not a curated record. The coding region runs from base 323 to 1861 and encodes 512 amino acids. Lineage: Eukaryota; Fungi; Basidiomycota; Agaricomycetes; Boletales; Suillaceae.
UGUCAACUCCUGUCAGCUCUCGCUUGUCCGAAACAAAGAAGAAAGUUUAUUCGACGUGCUCUCGGUGCCCUCGGACGAGUGUAAAGUUGCCAGAUACUCACGAUGCUACAAAAAUUCACGUCGGUUCGACUAGCCGUAUCGAUGUAACAUGCAUUAAUGUACUGUGGCAUUAGUAUCGAGUAUCUGGCAGCCUUAUACCCGUCUGAGGGCACCGAGACUACGUCGAAUAAACUGUCUUGGACUAUUCUCAGCGCAUUCAAAUAGCCGUCCGUAUUCUCAAUUCUGCCCUGUUUUUGAUUUUCACGACACCUGACUGAUCCUGAUGCCACUUACCUCGAAUUACACCACCCUCAUCUUCGACAUCGGAGACGCUCUACGCAACAUUCUGUCCUCUUCCCCAUGGAUUGACUAUGAGAGGGGGAAGAUUUCUCAAGCCGAAUGUUACGCUAGGGUCGGCGGUGAAUUUUCUAUAGACCCAACAGAGGUUGGUCGUGCAUUUGCAGAUGCUCGUGACUCGCUGCAGUCCAACGAAGACCUCAUUUCCGUUAUUCGACACCUCAAAGCACGCUCCAACGGAAUGCUACGUGUGUUCGCCAUGUCAAAUAUCUCUGCGCCCGACUAUGAAGAUAUUCGUAACAAGCUUGCUGACUGGUCGUUGUUCGACGACAUAUUCACCUCUGCUGGGGUGGGUGAGCGGAAGCCUACCCUUGGCUUCUACAAGGCGGUGCUUUCGAGCACAGGGGCUGACCCCUCCCGCACCAUCUUUGUGGAUGACAAAACAGAGAAUGUCCUAUCUGCGCGUUCGCUAGGAAUGCGCGGUAUUAUUUUCGACGAUAACCGUAAAGUCAUCCGCGCGCUUUAUAACCUACUGGGAGAACCUGUCGAAAGGGGCAGAGAGUACUUGACGCUGAAUGCCAAGAAACUCCAGUCUGUCACUGACACCGGCAUUCUUUUGCGGGACAACUUCGCUCAGCUUCUGAUAUUGGAGGCGACUCACGACCGGAGUCUUGUCGAUUUGCCUGAUACGCCUCGAAUUUGGAAUUUCUUCGAAGGAAAAGCAGUGCUUUGUAGUACUGAAGACCUUCCCUCUGACUUGGAAACCACUUCCCUCGGGUGGACCAUAUUGAACGGCGCUGAGGACGUCGCACACUCCGUCAUGGAUGAAAUGCUUGACUACAUUGAUGAUGAUGGUAUCAUUCAGUUAUACUUUGACCACCGCCGACCUCGGUUCGAUCCGGUCGCGUGCAUCAAUAUACUUGCAUUGUUCUAUUCUUAUGGGCGUGGUCACCAGCUCAACCGCACCCUUCAUUGGAUACGUGAGGUGCUCCUCCACAGAGCUUAUCUCGAUGGCACACGAUAUUACGCCACCCCAGAGUGUUUCCUUUAUUUCCUUGGCCGACUGCUUCAAAUCGGCAAUGACGUCAACUUGGUAGCCGAUUUAAAGCCGCUGCUGAUUGAACGCGUUCAAGAGCGCAUAGGGGCCAAGGGAGACGCUCUGGCGCUUUCCAUGCGUCUCCGGGUUUGUGCCUACCUUGGACUGCGCAGCGACGUUGAUAUUCACGCUUUGUUGUCUCUGCAAUGCGAAGAUGGAAGCUGGGAAAUCGGGUGGAUCUAUCAUUAUGGUGUCUCCGGUAUCAAUAUCGGAAACCGUGGUCUUACAACGGCCAUGGCUAUAAAAGCCAUCGUGGAGAUGCAACGCUGCCCUAGUCCCCCUCCAUCCACAUCACUAGCGCCUAAAAUUCCCUCUCCAGUCAGGCUUACAUCACUGCCCAAUCUCCUCCUAAGCGCUUUUUACAUCACAGGGGCAAGUCUUCAAUCACUGGCAGCUCUGUUGCGAAGAAUGCUGCCGUACUACCAGUGACCGUAUUCGCAAAUCAUUCAUUUUGGAUGACGGAUGGAAUAAUGAAAAUCGCAGACGAGGCAGCGUUCCGGCGCUAGAUUUUCCGCCAUGGCUCGAGAGCUCUUACCUUUUUUCCCCCUCACUGUCCAAUAUCAACACUCUUCAACAGUAGAACACACGGAUUCGUCUUACAUCACCAUUGACAUAGAGACGUAGACCGCUGAUAUGUUCAAAACAAACCAUUCAAAACCGAAUAUAUAGUGUGCUUUUCUUCGAAAAUAUGUAUCACCCUCUUACGCACUGAAGUAUGUACUACUUAUGUUUGUGUAUCAUCUGAUACCAGGGGGUUUUCUUUCUACUUAAAUCGGUCACAUCGUCAUAUAUAGCAGAACCGUGCAUCAUUUGUUAUUCCUCUAGAUAUGGCCCAGAAAUGGCGGGGAGUUUGCAAUCGAGGUUUUUUUCUGGCUGUG